Daphnia carinata is the source of this 1018-nucleotide messenger RNA. RefSeq names its product protein FRG1 homolog (gene FRG1). Bases 141 to 941 code for a protein of 266 amino acids. Gene Ontology annotation, molecular function: actin filament binding. Gene Ontology annotation, cellular component: catalytic step 2 spliceosome; striated muscle dense body; nucleolus. The transcript has 7 exons. Lineage: Eukaryota; Metazoa; Arthropoda; Branchiopoda; Diplostraca; Daphniidae. The record is from RefSeq and is a predicted model, not a curated record.
GUGUUGUUGGACAUUUUACUCUUAUUUCAAGCUAUUUGUACUGAACGAGAAAGCAAAACCAAUUUAUUUUAUUAGUAUUCAUAUAGUAUCUCGUUCUGAUUCGAUCAGUUGUUGAUUUUCUUUUAGUAUUAUUUGUCGUUAUGGCGGAGUAUUCUGCAAUUCGAACAGGAAGACUCAAAUUGAAGGGGCAGAAGGAUCUCAAGCCAAUCAAGAAACAUAAGUCUAAGAAACGCACCCAUGAGGAAGCUGUAGCAGCAUCAGACAAAGAAGAUAUGAUAAAGCAUGGUGGAUGGUGGGCUGUGCAAAAUUUUUCACAAAUAUCAGGAGCUUUAGCAAUCGAGUUUGGCGAGCGAUGUUAUAUCAAAGCACUGGACAAUGGUUUGUUUGUAUUAGGACCACCACAUGAUGAAGGAGAUCCACCUGCACCCGAAGAGAUUUUUACAGCUUUCCCAGUUGGUGAAACCAAAAUCACGCUUAAAUCUGGAUAUGGAAAGUACCUUGGUAUUGACAAGAAUGGCAUAGUUGUUGGUCGAUCAGAUGCUGUAAGUGCUCUAGAACAGUUUGAACCUGUUUUUCAAGAUGGAAAACUAGCUUUACAAGCUGCUAACAGCAAAUUCGUUUCCGUUUCCCCGGAAGAUGACAGUUUUUACGCCCAGAGUAUCACUGCCGGACCGGAUGAAAUACUGAAAUUGCGGUGUAAUAAAAACCUGGAAGCAGAUAUUGAAAGCAAGAAAAAGAAUAAAGGACCUAUUGAGGAGAAGGGCAGUGUUGAGCAAAUUGAGAUAAACUACGUGAAGCAGUUUCAAAAAUUUCAAGAUAAGAAAAUGCGGAUUAAUACAGAGAGUCGCGAAGUUCUCAAAUCUGCAAAGGCCGAAGGAUACCUACACGAAGCCCUAUUAGAUAGGCGCAGCAAAAUGAAAUCUGAUCGUAUGUGUAAGUAAACCAAGUCAAGUAGAUUUUUGCAAGUUGGAAGGGUUUGACGUAAUAAAUGUGACGCGCAAUUCUUUUUGAUUGAAAA